CGAAAGACAAUCCCUGUUGCAGCCAGCAGCUAGCCUAGCUGAUCAUUUACCUAAACAAAAAUUAAAGUUUAGAUAACUUUUGAUUCACGAUAUAUAUAGAGAUGGCAGUAAUGCUGAUUUAGAUUUCCACACCAAAAGCAUGCCAUGGUUGUUGCAUCAAUGGCAUUAGUUCCAAGUUCCGAAGGGACUGAAGAAGAGAACUGCAAUCCCCUGUCAAUGAUAGCAUCAAACCCAACUCAACGUGAAUCUGGACAAUUGGAGCAACCAGGAAGCUGUAAUGAUGAAAAACAAUGUGUAAAAGACAAUAAAAAUUGUAUGUCUAUAUUUAAUAAAGGAGGUUUAAAAGAAGAACAACAAUUAAAAAGGUUGGUUUCAUUGCAACUUGAUUUAAUUGAACAUCAACAAUCCAGCAUAAUGCGAAAAGAUCGACAAAUAAUCUCUCUUAAAUCAGAGAAAGAUCAGUUGGAGGCACGACUUGGUCGUAUGGAAAGAAGGCUGGCUUUGCAAAAACGACAUUCAUUAGAUCCAGAUGAGUUUCAAAUAAAGUCAAAAUCUUCAGGAGCUGGGGCUAGGAUCUCCACUCCGACAUCUUACUCAAGUAAAAAUCCAACGUUAACAGAAGCCGAGAAAAAUGCACCAGCCUUACCUGUAAAUGUCAACUCUCGUUCAGAUCGCAAUUUCAGAUUCGGCAGCUAUCUAAGGACAAAUAAAGCAUUUCUUCACAUGUCAACAAAGCUUAACCUAAAAGUUGAUGAUAUUGUUGUUAAAGAUGAAGAAACAGAAAAAUCUGUUGUUUCUGUUCCACCAUGGAAACUUGUUGCACAUCAGGAUAAACCCGUCAUAACAGGUGGUAACGAAGAGGAUAUAUCAAACGAGGCCUUUGCCAGACGUCAUUUAAAGCCAGAGACAGAAGAGAAGAGGAGAAAAAGAUGGGAUUUACAACAUUUAAGACAGCAACGUCAUCAUGAAAUGCUUUCUCGUAAAUACAAUGAAAGACAAGUUAAUAAGACACAAGCAAAGACAGCCUCCAACAAUUCAGUUUCAAAUACAUUGGCUCGAGAUCCCUCAAAUAUAAUGGCAAUUGAAAUAAGUGACAUUGUUCCAGUAUGUGCAUUUGGUCGACCACUUCCUGCAGUGGAAGUCAAGGAAAUGGAAUUACCAUGGUUUAGCAUAGCAAAGCGUGAAGUUCAACUUCGCAGUUCAAAAGAAAGAGUGUCAAAACGAUUAAAAACAAGCCAUAAAAAGGGCCCUCUUAAAAAACAAAGUGUUAUUAAAUGAAGGUGGAACUGAAGAAAUGUUAAUGUCAUUGUGACUGACAUGUAUUAAAACACCAACCUUUGCUUCUUCCUGCGAACACCAUGAAAUAAACGCGAAGCUAGACACACGUGUAACUUGCUGUAUUAUAACCUGCAUAAAAAACUCAAAAUCCCAAAAUAUGUUUAUAUUGUAAAUUUCUAUGUAUGAAAACUGAUAUUGUAUGUUGCUGAUCAUCUACGUUUUGUAAACAUGAUGAACCGACAUAAAA
This is a messenger RNA of Hydractinia symbiolongicarpus, 1525 nucleotides long. Its product is annotated as male-specific lethal 1 homolog. Gene Ontology annotation, cellular component: MSL complex. The coding region runs from base 145 to 1278 and encodes 377 amino acids. The record is from RefSeq and is a predicted model, not a curated record. The transcript is spliced from 9 exons. Lineage: Eukaryota; Metazoa; Cnidaria; Hydrozoa; Anthoathecata; Hydractiniidae.